Anas platyrhynchos (mallard) is the source of this 3843-nucleotide messenger RNA. Lineage: Eukaryota; Metazoa; Chordata; Aves; Anseriformes; Anatidae. The record is from RefSeq and is a predicted model, not a curated record.
AUUAUUUUUUUUUCAGGACUAGAAUCCUAUUUUGUAAAUCCUUGUUGCCCCAUAUCACUUUCAAGAAUAAAUAGGAGGAAUAUUUUUGGUGAGACCUUACUUCAUAGAGCUGUUGUUGAAGAAGAUACAGACCUUGUACGUAACAUAAUAAAAUCUGGUGCAAAUGUAAAUGCUCAGGAUUAUGCUGGCUGGACUGCACUGCAUGAAGCAAGUGUACAAGGCUGUUAUAGGAUAGCAAAUGAGCUUUUGAAAGCAGGAGCUGAUGUUAAUGCUAGAGGAAGCAAACAAAUAACACCGUUGCAAGAUGCAGUUAAGGAAGGCCAUUAUGAGGUGGCAGCAUUAUUGCUUUGGUAUGGAGCUGAUCCCUUAUUAAAAAAUGAGGGGGGGAGAUGUGCAUUAGAAGAAGCUUCUGACCGAUCUAUGAAGAGACUGCUUAAAAGCUAUCUACUAAAAUCGAGAGGAAAUUCAGUAUCAGGUGGAGAUGAUGCAGAGAAUACAUUAAGUGCUCAAAGUGUAGAUGAUAUAAAUCUGCACCAGAUUUCCUUACAGACAGAUGAGUCUGUACUAGCAGGUGCGAAGCUUACCGGUACAGGGAGUGCAGACAUAUUGCAACAGACUACUGUAAAUGAGGUGCAAAACAUUCAUAUUGAUAUAUUGGAUGAUGGAACCAGCUGCACUGAACAGACACCUCAAACAAAUACAGAAGCAAUCUUAGCACGUGAGCUUUCAGCAGCUACUAGUGGAGAAAGUGUUUCUAGAAGUCUUUCUAAUUCUACUGGUGGUGCACUAAGUACCAUUGAAGAAAAAGCUCCACAACCAGAGAAAGGAUGGAGAAUCCUGCUUAAUGCAGAAGAAGGUGCUGGAGGCUGUCCAACUGAAGCAACUGAAAAUGCUAAUAGUAUAGAGAUCCAUUUUACAGCUUUACAACUUCAUGAAAAUGAAGCACAUCAAAUUAAACAUAAGAGUCAGGAGCUUCAGGAGGCCAACUCAAAAUCAGGUGAAGGAGGGUUUGCUGGAAUAGAAGACAUUGAAGAAAAUGAAGAAGGAAGUAGAAAAAGCAAUGUGUUCUCACAGUUAACUGAAGCAGAAGAAAUCCAAACUAAAAAAAUGAGAUUAGACCUACAGGAGACAAGCCAAAAGACAGACUUGUGUUCUAGUAGCAGUAAAUACAAGCUUUCAUCUAAUCAAUCACAAUUCAAUCAAGCAUCAGAACAGCUAACGUCUAAGAAAUCAGGUGAAUCAAAGAAGAGAAAGAAAAAUGAAAAAGGAGAAACUAAGCUGCAUAUUGCUGCUAGGAGAGGAAAUUUGUCUUUGGUGAAAACUCUGAUAUCAUCUGGAAUUCUUGUCAAUGAACAGGACAAUGCAGGUUGGACAGCACUUCAUGAAGCUUCCAAUGGUGGUUUUACUGAAGUGAUCUUAGAAUUACUGAAAGCUGGUGCUAAUGUUAACAGCAGAAACAUGGAUGGUGUUUUGCCCAUACAUGAUGCUGUUUCUGGCAAUUAUUUGGAGGCAGCCAGGAUUCUACUACAGCAUGGAGCAAAUCCCUGUGAGAGAGACAGUUCUGGGAAAAGUGCUUUGGAUGAAGCUUGUGAUGAUGAAAUGAAAGAACUGCUUAAGUCUUAUGGUGCUAUUGACUCUGUACUUCCUGUUGCAACUGCUGAGGUUACAGAGACGAACUGUCUUAGGGUAAGAAGACCAAAAAGUUGUUCUGAGUGCUGCAAAAAUGAUGAUGCAGCUUUGAAGCGACAGAAUGAGAAAUCCUGUGUGGAGUCUGUUGUAGCCAUACAAGACACCAAAAAGAAGCAGAAAGAACUGUUGCUACUUGAACUGAGAACUUCCAAAGAUGCAGAUGCGUAUGUCCAAAGGCUGUGUCAGAUACAAAAUACUUUGAAUGAAAUGUUUGCAAAACAGAAGACAGAAAGGGAUGCCCUUGCUAAAAAAUACAGGUUAUGUAUCAUGGGACACAGCUGUCAAAACUUCUUGUUGAAGAAGUGCCUGCUUCUAAUGACCUGGAAUUACCAUCACAACAAAGAGAGCCCUUGGGGAAGAAUUUUAUCACAAGGGAGCCGAGCAACCACACCCAGCACUGCCUGAGUCAAUGCACUGACUCUGUUGCUCUGCCUGUUGGGAGCUUUGACCUGAGCAACAUGCGUCCAAGAACUCAGACAGAAACUGUGAAAGCAUUGCUAUGCACUGGAAGAGAAGCAGCUGAAAGUCUCACAGUUACCAGAGAAUCAAGGAGGUCUUCUGUCCAGUUCAACUCAGUAGAAAGUCUGACACAAGUUGUAAAUGAGACAUUACUUCUACGUACAGAGGAGUUUCUACCAUGGUCUGUAAUGGAAAAGCACUGGAAUUUCUACCUAGCAUGUGAAGAUUUUGGAUUCUGAAGACUUCUUGCGUGCUAACAUUAUUUUUUUUCAUCAACAUUUAGAAGUAAACAUUUGAACUCCUAGAACCAAGUGCUUUGUUACCAUCAUUCUGAUAAAUCAUUUGCCCAGCACUUGGAAUGGACUGAAAGGUUGUUUGAGUAAAUGAGAAACUGAAGAGUACUUCGUAGCAGGUGAAAGUAACUGUCAAUAUUGAAUUUUGUGCUUUAACAUCAUUAAAUGGGAAAGUAGACAAGGGCCUGUUAUAUGCUGGUGCACAAUGAAAUAUAGUCUGUGUUGGUAAGUUUGUGUGAUACUCCACUGAUUUCUCUGCCUUCCUACCUGCCUGUGCUUGACAGUACCAGGCAGGUACCAACACCAGUGCUCACUUUUGGUGAGCAUUGCUUUUGGUGAGCAAUGCUUCCAAAGCACAUGCUAUCAGAAGUGGCUGCAAAUGCUUGUGCAAUAACGUGAGCUGUUAGGCAGAAGUCAAGAAGGGCAACUUUGAAAAUAACCAGCAACUUUGCUUUACUGGGCAUGGUUAUAUACAAACAUUUGAGAAUGGGAUGUGUGUUGUGAGAGGUUAGAAAAGGGCUCUUAACAUUUCAGAGUGCUCAGGAAAAUUCCAUUGGUGUUGCAACCGAAUCUAUCUGAUAGUCAAAAAAUGCACCAGCGUCUGGCAGGAAAUACACCAAGUCCAUUCCUGGUAAAUGGAUUUUUCCAGGAUGUUUAACAACAUCCUAGGUUCCCACCCUGAUCUGUGGAGGCUUUCUAUUUGUUCUUAUUUUACAAUGUGUGAAUCUGCCUCAGUAGCGUAUUCAUAACACAUUUGACUGUCAUGAGAGUUAUCUGCAUUCAAGUGGUGUUCUUGCUCUUUCAUUCCCCAGAUUGUAAAGAGAGAUGAAAUAAUAACACCUACUACUCCUAACUCCAGUGAAUGGGGUGAGAAAUACCUCCUGUCAAUACCUAACAUCCUCAGCUCUCUAUCUGGAGUCAGAGGAGCUGUUCUGAGCUGUUCUGCAGGGAUUUGAUUAGUGUCUUAAGUGGGAGAAGGUUUAGGGAAGAGAGAGAGGGGUCUGACGGGCAGAGUUAGUACUCUGCCCUGGGAUGCAUGAGCAAUCAUUGCCUGAUGGGCUGUAAAGAUUUAAAAAAAAAAAAAAAAAAAAAGCAAAAAAAAAAAAAGCUAGCUGCCUCGAAGCCAAAAAAAAAAAAAAAAAAGUUAAAGGCUACUGACUGACAGGUAUUUAGUAAAGGUCAGUUUCCAUGCAAAAAGAAAAUGGAACAUUCUCACAGCUGUUGCAGCAAAACAAACCUGAAGGCAUAUUGGUUUAAAGGAACUGUUCAUUCGGGUGGAGGGAAGUAGUUUUUCAUUAGAAGUUGAAGAUUUUUGACUGUUAAAAUUACUGCCGAGUUACUUAUGUGUUUGCUUGACUUCUUUGUUACCAGAUGUUUAAUAAAAUUGCGGUAUAAAAACUGG